ACGGUGUUUGUCGGAAAGAACAAGCCGCAGAAAGAUCCCCUGCGCCCCUUCCGCCGGCAGGGCUUCAAGCUGGAGGAGUACCUCAUCGGCCAGCCCAUCGGGAAGGGCUGCAGCGCCGCCGUGUACGAAGCGGCUGUUCCUCUGGUGUGCGAUGGCCGGGGGCGUGCGGAGAGCGGCCGUCCCCCCGUUUCUGAAGAGGAGCCCGUAGGGAAGCGCCACCCGACAGCGGCUUUUCCGUUGGCCAUCAAGAUGAUGUGGAACAUUUCGGCUGGUUCGUCGAGUGAAGCCAUCCUCGAUGCUAUGGGCCGAGAGCUUGUUCCAGCCACGGGGGUUGCCUUAGCCGGAGAAUAUGGAGCCGUCUCUGGCCGCAGAAAACCCGUCCUUGGGAGGAAGAAGUUACAGCCUCAUCCGAAUAUAAUCCAGGUGAUCCGAGCAUUCACGUCCUCUGUCCCUUUGCUGCCCGGAGCCUUCACGGACUAUCCCGAUGUUCUUCCGUUAAACCUAAAUCCCAGGGGGAUCGGUCACAGCCGCACGCUCUUCUUGGUGAUGAAGAAUUACCCGUGCACCCUGCGCCAGUAUCUGCGGGAGAGCAGUCCGGAUGUUUGUCUCUCCACGAUGAUGAUUUUACAGCUCUUGGAAGGCGUGGACCAUCUUGUUCGGCACGGAAUAGCACACCGAGACCUGAAGUCUGACAACGUCCUGGUUGAAUUUGAUUCUG
This is a messenger RNA of Leptosomus discolor (cuckoo roller), 718 nucleotides long. Lineage: Eukaryota; Metazoa; Chordata; Aves; Leptosomiformes; Leptosomidae. The record is from RefSeq and is a predicted model, not a curated record.